GAUUCUAGAGCAGUUGGGGGUAUGGGAAGAUAUUCAAAAGGUGGUUGCGCCCCUGGUGGAUAGACACCAUUAUGAUGAAAACGGUCGUUGUUUUGAGAAGUCUCGUGUGCUGGUGGUGAUCAACAAAAUGUGAGUUAGUCUCCAGCGUCCCAUUAUUUUCAUGGAGCGAUCCAAGGCCUUGGAGAUUUUACAUAGCCAUAUUCAAGACAAAUCAAAACUGCAUGCGCGCACUGCUAUCGUCGAAUACGAAGACAUUCCAAAUGGGGUCCUCAUCACUACUCAAGAUGGAAAAAAGCACCAGGGCCACAUGCUGAUCGGUGCAGACGGAAUCCAUAGCAAAGUGAGGAAGCUGAUGGCGGACAAGAUCAGUGUGACUGACCCGUCUCUCGGUAGAGAGAUUAAUGAAGCUUUUACGAGCGAGUAUAACUGCAUCUUUGCCAUCUCCGAGAACAACCCCAGUAACCAAUUCCUACCGGAUGCGAUGGUUCACAACGUAUAUUACGACGACUACUCUGCUGUUGCCGCUACCGGCGAGCACGGGCUUGUGUUUUGGUUCCUCUUCGUCAAGAAUACGGAGCUGACUAGAACUCCCAAUUGCCCGCGGUUCACGGAUGAAGAUGCAGAGGCCCAAAUUCGCAAAUAUGGCAGCGCGGGCGUAGGCCCCGGUUACACCGUGAAAGAUCUUUGGGAUGCCCGAGUCAAAGCUGCAAUGGUACCGCUGGAAGAAGGUGUCGUUAAACAAUGGAGUCAUAACCGGGUUCUUUUGAUGGGAGAUGCGGUCCAUAAGGCCACGAUAAACCCAGGACUAGGCGGAAAUCUGGGCUAUGAGGGUAUCGCUCGUUUCACCAACGGCCUCGUACCCUUGCUGAAAGAACACCCCAUGCCAUCACUCGAACAAUUGACCGCGGUUUUCGACCAGUACUAUACCAGUCAGAAGCCCCGAGCAGAGACCGUCGUUAGCCUUUCCGGUCAAAUCACACGCUAUGAAGCCCAAGAUACCUGGAUUCUGCGAUUUGCAUCCCGCUAUGUUGUUCCAUGGGUUAGUGAUCGGAUCAAGGCCAAUCUGUAUGCAAGUUUCUCGAGAGGUGGGCCUUGGUUGGAAUACCUUCCAUUGCCUGCCACAGAUGCCAGCCAAAUCGAGGAGAGGGCGGAAAUCCCUCAUCAUUCCAACGGGGGCUUGUCUAUUUUGCCCAACCUGACUGCCUGUGCUUUGCUAGUAGGCGCUGCGGCUAUCUUGUGGCAGAGAUACAACCAGACCCUUUAGCUGCAGCCCCAGUAUACAAGAUACAAGACACCAUUGGCGCUGAUAAUCGACGUGGUCUAUUUCACAAAUAGAGAGGCCAGAAUAAUGAAAUGUUGUAGUGUUAAGGCCCACUUGAUAUAUAUAUAUAUUGUCCCUUGGUCCCUGUACGCAGUUUAAUCAUGGGUAGCGUAGUAGCCACAUCUGAAUCUGAGAUAAAGAGAAGCGAGGGAUCAGAUUUAGGUUGAUAUAUUAUGCAUGCAUGCACCGGAUAGGGUUCUCCACUGCUAGAAGCUAGAGUACAGCUAAUGCGGUAUCAAAAACCUG
This is a messenger RNA of Aspergillus ochraceoroseus IBT 24754, 1567 nucleotides long. RefSeq lists its product as uncharacterized. Lineage: Eukaryota; Fungi; Ascomycota; Eurotiomycetes; Eurotiales; Aspergillaceae. Bases 161 to 1264 code for a protein of 367 amino acids. Gene Ontology annotation, molecular function: FAD binding. The record is from RefSeq and is a predicted model, not a curated record. The transcript is spliced from 4 exons.